This is a messenger RNA of Colletotrichum karsti, 309 nucleotides long. RefSeq lists its product as uncharacterized. The transcript has a single exon. NCBI's taxonomy places the organism in Eukaryota, Fungi, Ascomycota, Sordariomycetes, Glomerellales, Glomerellaceae. The record is from RefSeq and is a predicted model, not a curated record. Bases 1 to 309 code for a protein of 102 amino acids.
AUGGCCUCUAACUCGAGUAACUCGACGGGUGGGGGGAGCGGGGGAAGCGGCGACGACGACAAGGACGGCAACAUCGAACUUUUGGUGGCAAUAACCGCCCUUGUUAUCUCCGUCCUCGCCUUCUUUACCGCCAUGUUCCAAGCUCUCCUGCGUGAUUUAGCUCGUGGUAUCACGGAGCUUUCUCGUUCGGAUACAUUGCUUCAGGAUAGGGAGGGCUCUUGCACGUCCAAUAUCCUCGAGGGUGCGAACCAUGUUUCGUACGAGUUCAGGCAGGCCGAGAAGGACAACCCACCCGUCACAGCCAUGUAA